CCGGAAGCAGGAAGUGGAGUCAACGUCAACGUGCGAAAUUCAAACUUUGGUAACAAAACAGCCCUGCCGGAGGGCUUUUCAUUCUGUAUGGUGAUAACUGAGUUUAACUGCUUCUUCUCCUGUUUUCAUCGAAAUCCAGAAAGCUUUGUAAGUGUGUAGCUGAAACAGGGAGGAUGCCUGUGGAAAGGACGGAGCACCGCGGAUUCGACGAGCUCUACAGAUACUAUGAAGUUUAUGAGACGAUCGGCUCCGGAGGCUUUGCUAAAGUGAAGCUGGGCCGACACAUACUGACAGGAGAGAAGGUUGCUAUUAAAAUCAUGAACAAGAAGGAUCUAGGGGAUGACCUGCCUCGUGUGAAGCUGGAGAUUGAGGCCAUGAAGAACCUGAGUCAUCAGCACAUCUGUCGUCUCUACCACGUCAUAGAAACCCCCAGCCAGAUCUUCAUGGUCCUGGAGUACUGUACAGGCGGGGAGUUGUUUGACUACAUCAUAGCAAAGGAGCGUCUAUCUGAGGAGGAGACGAGAGUUUUUUUCAGACAGAUUGUGUCUGCCAUGGCCUACGUCCACAGCCAGGGAUACGCACAUAGAGACCUCAAACCGGAAAACUUGUUGAUUGAUGAAGACCACAACUUAAAACUGAUUGACUUUGGAUUAUGUGCCAAACCCAAGGGAGGUUUGGGGUAUGAACUGAUGACGUGUUGUGGGAGCCCAGCGUAUGCUGCGCCUGAACUCAUCCAGGGAAAGGCAUAUAUUGGUUCAGAGGCUGAUGUGUGGAGUAUGGGAGUGCUGCUGUUCGCUCUGCUCUGUGGAUACCUGCCCUUUGAUGACGACAACUGCAUGGUUCUGUACAGGAAGAUUACAAGAGGUAAAUAUGAUAACCCUCGCUGGCUCUCUCCAGGAAGUGUCCUCCUUCUCAACCAGAUGAUGCAGGUGGACCCCAAGCGGCGUGUCACUGUUCGUCAGCUGCUGGAUCAUCCCUGGGUGACAAAAGAUUACAACAGCCCGGUGGAGUGGCACAGCAGGCAGCCGCUUGGCCACAUAGAUGAGGACUGUAUCACAGAGAUGGCUGUCAACAUGAAGCGAUCGAGGCAGAGCACCACAGCACUGGUCAAGGAGUGGCAGUAUGAUCAGACCACAGCCACCUACCUGCUGCUGCUGUCAAAGAAGCAGAAGGGCAAACCUGUCCGUCUGCGCCCUGAGCCAACAGUCUGUGAAGACUCCUGCUCUCCACUGCACCAGGGACUGCAGUCCAGAGAGGCCCUUCACUUCAGCGAGGAUGAAGAUGCAGUGAUAGUUGGUUCUCUGGACUUUUGCUCAGAAUACAUUGAUGAUUGCCCAUGGGUUUCAGUCAAGCAAUACACACCACAUGCUGUUAGAGGUCAGCCAGAUGGAGCUGCAAACCCUGAAGACACAAGGCACACCUCCCCAUCAGCAGAGAGAAGAUAUGGUUAUAGCCCUACUCCUGAGAGGGGGCGACCAACAACGCAGCAGCGCAAUGAGAGGAGGUGCAGAGGCCAGGAGAAAAACAGUGAGAACAAGGAGAACAUUGCUGUGCAGGAGAAAGAUGCUGACAUGUUUGUGUUGCCUCCUCCUCGAACUCCAGUGUCCAAUAAGAAGAAUCCACGGCCCAACAAGAAUGUGUUGACCACACCCAAUCAAAAUACCAAUGGGAAUGGCACUAAAACCAAUUCAGUCACACCUAAAGGUGGAGGCAGUGCAUCCAAAGAGCAAAGUAAGAAGAAAGCAGCAGAGAACAAGGAGAGCAUAGACAUUGAAAUCAUGGCCUUCAGUCCUGAGAGGAGGUCUCGCUCGUUGGACAUGGCUGUUACAGGGGACAGCGGGAAGAAGAAGAGAGGAGGUAAAGUGUUUGGUUCAUUGGAGAGAGGUCUGGACAAGAUGAUCACCAUGCUCACUCCCAGCAAGAAACGAGGCCUGCGUGACGGCCCCCGCAAGAUCAAGGUGCAGUACAACGUUACUCUGACCAGUCAGACCAACCCAGAUGAGGUCCUCAAACAGAUCCUCUCCAUCCUGCCUGAGAAAAACAUUGACUUCACACAAAAAGGUUAUACCCUUAAGUGUAGGACAUAUGGCGACUUUGGCAAGGUGACCAUGGAGUUUGAGCUGGAGGUGUGUCUGCUGCAGAGGCCAGAGGUCGUCGGGGUUCGCCGUCAGAGGCUGAAGGGAGACGCCUGGGUUUACAAACACCUGGUAGAGGACAUCCUCUCCACAUCCAGCAUCUGAAUAAAGUACUUUCCUGGAGAUAUUGUGUUUCAGGUCGCAGUGAUUGUGCAAAUUGGUUUCAUAAACACAGUAUAUUCAAUAAACCGUCUAAAGACAGAGCACAUAGAAGAUGGGAGUAUGUUUAUUUUUCCUGACAUCCUUGCAGAUCAAGUUUGGAUAAAUUCGUCUUUCGGUUUAUUAGCGGAGAUGGUCUUCUUGUGUUAAUGAUCACUCCUUAAUUAUCCAGAGUAAAUAUUUAAAGCUGUCCUCAGGCCAGCCUCAAUCCCCAAUGAACAUGUUAAACUAAAUCUACAAGCAUUAAAAGUCAGGAUCCUGUACAGAAUAUCUUGUUUUAUGUAGCAUAUUGUUGUUUUACUUCCCUCCUUGCUCCGCUGAGUUUGAUCCUGGUCAAUCCUCUGGAGAAGCACGUGUUUAUGUAUGAAAUGUAACAACGCUAUUUACAGCAUACCUUCUGGCUAUGUAUUAUCAUAUUUAUGUGUGGAUGUUGUUAUUCUUCCCCUUAGGUGCUAAACUUGAUUGAAUAACAGAAACAAGCAAAGCAUUACUAAUUUACUGUCAUUGUUUUCUGAUGUACAUGUGUUUACAGUUCUGCUAUCAUGACACUUUAAUGUGCUUGUCUUGUAUGAAGUGUUUUUAAUUUCUUAUCUGUGCUCAUCUUGUCUUAAGCUGUCAAACGGUGUCUGAAAGAUUUCUAUUGACAUAUAAAGAAGAACAAUAAAAGGUUUCUUGUAAAGUG
This is a messenger RNA of Cheilinus undulatus (humphead wrasse), 2976 nucleotides long. It is a transcript of the gene melk, whose product is annotated as maternal embryonic leucine zipper kinase. The transcript has 18 exons. NCBI's taxonomy places the organism in Eukaryota, Metazoa, Chordata, Actinopteri, Labriformes, Labridae. The record is from RefSeq and is a predicted model, not a curated record. The coding region runs from base 174 to 2240 and encodes 688 amino acids. Gene Ontology annotation, biological process: protein phosphorylation; microtubule cytoskeleton organization; intracellular signal transduction. Gene Ontology annotation, cellular component: cytoplasm. Gene Ontology annotation, molecular function: protein serine/threonine kinase activity; ATP binding; tau-protein kinase activity.